Messenger RNA from Geodia barretti, 389 nucleotides. The record is from the annotation of a GenBank genome assembly. Lineage: Eukaryota; Metazoa; Porifera; Demospongiae; Tetractinellida; Geodiidae.
CGGCCCCUGUGAUGAGUGCCACGGUCACUGAACUAAAAAUCUCCAAGUUUGCCAGGUGGCGAGAUGUCGAUGUCACCAUGCUGGAGGUUGCCACGGGUAUGGGGUUCUUGUGUAAGGUGGUGGCAAUGGUGGACAUCCUCCUGGCCUUCACACAGCUGUCUCAGCUGGACAGUGACACCGCUCGGUUCUCAAUGGAGGUGGAGAAAUCUCGAUCCACCAUCGAGGCCGUCAAGAGUGGGCUUUCCAUGCCUCUGAGUGUGUCCAGCAACACAGUCCGCCACAGAUCCUCAAGAACCUCUUCACAGCGUCAGGCAUCGCAUGACCGUGUUGCCAUGGAGAUGGAGGAAGCCACACUGGUUGCCGAGGGCGACGACCCACCAGGUCCUGAU